Ectocarpus sp. CCAP 1310/34 is the source of this 5418-nucleotide messenger RNA. The record is from the annotation of a GenBank genome assembly. Lineage: Eukaryota; Phaeophyceae; Ectocarpales; Ectocarpaceae.
AUGGCGCGGUCAACCACGGCUGCUGUAUCGUCAUCACGUGCUGCCAGCUACCGGUGGUGCUACGUUGAGCAGGUGGACCAGGCCGAGCCCCUGGCAAACAGGAGCAACGGGUGGCGAUACAGGGGGCCUCGAGGUGUCACCUAUCGACGGCAGGCCGUCUUCGGGACAGGGUAUAGGAUUCGCAUCUCCUUCCCUUCAUCAGCGGGGCCAGGACACACGUGGUUCAACUCACACCCCGUCGGAGGAGAUCCCAACCUGUACAGCUUUCAAACUUGGGCGAGGAUGGUGCUUGAAAGAGGCAUGGUCCACCCGCGUGACGCUGAGGCUUGGCGCACAGCGUUCGUGGACGUAGAGGGCGGUGGCCAAGGCCAGCUGGUUGUAUCAUCGGCCGACGAGACCUGGCGAGUGAUCCUCUGCUGGGCAUCAGCUGGCAGGAGGAUCGACGUCGACUCCCAGGGCAUUCCGUUCUCUCUUUUGAGCCUCCAGGUCCGAUCUGGUGUCGACUCACAGAGCCCCCUUUUCAGACAGCUUAACAUAGCGACCUUCGGGCACAGAGUUGUGCGAUAUACCCCCAUGACCGCGUUCGGCAAAAAAUGGCAAGAACAGCUUCCUGGCGCCUGUCUUGCUGUCCUCGUCGCCGACACUUGGCGUGACAGUCAAGUCGAUCUGCUAGCACGGGAGAGGAAGAGGUUCGGAUUUCGUGAUGUAGACCCCACGGGUGCGUUUACGAGCUCAUGUGGUGGUGGUCGGCCAAAAAAAGGUGCGCCCGCACAAAACAAGAACGCUCUCGACGGUGGGAACUACUUUCGCAACCUGUAUUCGAUCCUGUUGGAGCGAGACAUCGGCGAAACAGAGUUCGACAAAUGGGUUUCGGGGGAUACAGAACCACCCGCCUUGACACUACGCCAUCUCGAAAAGUGGCUCUCUAUGACCAAAGCCGGCGUGGUGGUGUGGUCACACCGGGGCACGGGUGCCAAUAUUCUUGGACCAUCCGAGGGGAAAACUAGUCUCCGGCCCCCUACAUUACACGUUGGCGUUCGUGAGGGACAUGUGUACCGGCUUGUGCUCGAGGGUCGUUGGAGAGACAGGUUUGGUUCGUCUCUAGACGUGGCAGUCGAGCACAGAGUACGAACGUACCGAAAAUUCCGCCGAAUAUCUGAGAUGACCGAGGAAGAAGAGGAGCCCGAUGUGACUGGUAUUGGCACCAAGACCUUCUCGUGUGUCGCUGACAUUGUGAGUGAUAUCAUGGCCAUCAAACAAACAGGUGGGGGGCACAACCGACAAGCAGUGGAAAAAAAGCGGAAGCAUGGGAGGAAGGUAUCAGAAUGCAAGACGUGGUACGCGCCUCCAGGAACGGCCCUCGACGAACUCAUGCUCCACCUACACCUCGCUGGGGUCUCUUGCAAGGGAAAACUCACGAACUACAGUCGCUGGGAUUCACUGUCCUUGCCAGCGCAGGGCAUAAUCAUCCGAACCUGGUGCAGCGCGAGCAUGGGUAGGCUCGAUCCCGACGACUUCGAGCCCGACCAGGCAACACGAUUGAUCGAGCUGCAUAGUGCCCUGGGUCUCAAGUUUUACCGCGGGGUAUUGGAUUUUCGAGUAUCGAGCCAGUACAGCCAGUCUCUGCUCGCCCUCCUUGGAGUAUGCUGGCGGGGGCCGAUCGUCGGGGCAGAGGACGCGUCCGGGAGUUGCUACGGGAGGGAAGACUGGCAAUGUGACAUCAACGGGGCCCACACGGCCGCCCUCAUGAACAUGGAGACGGUGCCCGUUUUCGGCCACAUGGAUGAGGUGGAGGAGUUCGAUGGCCACAACAUCGAGGAUUGGACGCUAUACAUCAUCAAGCUGGACGCGCUCGGUGAGCCAGACGUAUUCCUUAACGCGGAUGUCACGCCAGUCUUCGGCCGAAACUACAAGCGUUACCUCGACCUCAUCGACAACGCGCCUCGCCAUAGAGUCACCCACUUCGUGCGACCAUCUAGAACGGUCAGCAAGUGCCACAUAUCCAAGCUUGUGAGAGACCUGCUCGCGCAUGAGCUGGGUGAUCCCCUCCUCGAGGAUGCCGACUGUGCACGCCGAUUCAAAAAAGGAAUAUUCGUGCGGGCCAGCGGUAUGUUGCAGCAGAGAUACGCGGACAGGAUAGAUGCCGUCAUGGUUACGAGCACUGACGAGGCUUCGGCUGUGGGUGGAAAAAUUGUCCCUGUCCUGUGCGAAGUCGAUCGCGUCAAGGCCGAGCUUCGUACGGGACAAGGGGACCUUGGCAUCGACUCACUUCACACCGGUGAUGCAUACCUUUGUUUCGACGCAGAACGGACCUGGUACAGAGAUGGCUUCUGGGCGUUAGGUGCGNCUGACGAGGCUUCCGCUGUGGGCGGCAAAAUCGUGCCUGUCCUGUGUGAAGUCGAUCGCGUCAAGGCCGAGCUUCGGACGGGACAAGGGGCCCUUGGUAUCGAGUCACUUCGCACCGGUGAUGCAUACCUUUGUUUCGAGGCAGAACGGACCUGGUAUAGAGAUGGCUUCUGGGCGUUAGGAACCCUCAUCCUAGACGAAACUCGAUUGCGGGUGUUGGAGGCGAGGAACGCUCUCGAAUCAUUCGGCGCGUCCGACUUUAGCUACCAGUGUGACGCAGUAUUCUUCAGGGGAUCUUCGUCGGUACAAGACAAGAUGAGACUCCGCUUCGAUCAUUUGUUUAGCGGCGACGAAAAAACUCCCGGCACUCUCAAGUUUGAACCGGCUUUGAAGAAUCCGCUAACUGGAGAGAGCAGGGUGUUCGAAGGCAUCGUGGUCAAGCUAUCGCUAGAUGCGUUACCUCCGGCCAUGAGGAAAAUUCCCUGCCCACUAAAACCCCCGUUUUUAGUGGUCCCGCUGUGGGAUGGCAUCGGGACACGCUUCAAUUCGAUGGAAGGCGCUCACGAUGCCUGGCGUCGUCUCGGCAAGCACACCAAGCGCGAUCUGUGGCCGGAAAUAUGCGAGGCGGAGUCACCAUCGAAACUGGAAUGUUUGUUCCGCGGCAUGUUGUCUCCGCAAGGUUCAAGGAUCGCCUGCGCUGUGACCGGAGAGCAUGGAGGGACCGGGAAAAGUUACUGCACUAUACGCGCUGCUACGGCCACAUUUGAAACAGGACUAGUCUUGACCCCCACCAAUAGCCUGCGCACGUCCUACACAAAUCUUCCAUCCGGGUGGAGUACGGCGGGAUCGAUACGAACGCUCAAGGUCGACGUCAUCAUCAUCGAAGAGGCUGCUUAUAUGCCUCUCCGGACCCUAAGCAUGGUCAUGGCUGCCGCAUACGGCAGCGGUACCCACGUGAUCGGGACGUACGACGUGCAUCAACUCCAGCCCGUUUGCGAUAGCAGCGGCAUGUCGAUUAGCAGGGACAACGUCGACAGGAAGGUCAUCCUCGAGAAAGCCUUCCCCAUGUGCUUCCAUGUCUUCGCGCGCAAGCGAGACAAAACUAUCGAAGACCAGGUGGAGAUGGAUGACGGCCUCUUGCACAUUCUGGCCGCAGGGAACGACAGUCACGAGGCGCAGACUCGAGCCAUCGAGAGGUUUGGUGGGAGGUGUCACUUUAACCCAAGCCCUUCAGAUUUUCACCUCGCUUACACUAGAGAUUGCGCUCGGUUCCAUGCCUUCCGAGGAUUGUUGGGGUGCAACGAACUCGGUGGCUGGGAUUCGCUCGGGCACGCAACGCUUGUCGGCGCACAAUAUCGGGACCUUGGAAAGUCGGGCAAGAUACACAAGAAUCACACCUACAGUAUCACCCGAUCCUCGGCAGAUGAGGUCGUUGUCGCAAGCGCAUUUGACGGUGCCGUCAGCUUGGAGGAAACUUCACUCUGUCGAGUGGAGGCAGAAAAUUUGUUCGACCCCCCAGGAGCAUGUACCGUGCACGCCGUCCAAGGCCGCACAGUGGAAGGGAGGUUGAUCAUACAUCAGGCCCGGCACUUUCAUGCUGACGUCCACUGGCUGUACACGGCUGUAAGUCGAGCGACCGGACCCUCGAACGUGAUGGUCAUCGAAGACAUUCACCGCAGCGAGAGCAACAUGUCUGACCUAGAGAGGAUUUCGUGGGUUUAUCGGAAGAUUUCAAGCUACAUCUAUGCCGACGUUACGGCCGGCCGUCUUGGACCAGACGAGGGUAUGCAGCAUAGGGAAGCUCUUGCCGAAGAGCUCCUGAACUCGUACGGAGGUAGAUGCAGCCUUUGCUCAUGUGAGCUUGUCUGGGCCGUUUACAGCGAACGCCAACCGACUCUCGACCGCCUUGACUGCUCUUUGCCUCACACUGUCGACAAUGUGGAUGUCAAGUGCCUGAGAUGCAAUCGCGCUCGUGGUAGCCUGGGGAGAGGGCGCACAAAAAAGAAAAAGGAAAUAAUGUGUGUGUUUGUUAAUACAGUAGUAGUAUUCGACAUGGACCAAAAGAUAUCAAUGUGCGCCAAAUGGCUGGAAGAGCACGAGAAUCCAAGCGAUGUUCUUGAUGCUCUGAGGAAGCUGCACCCUGGCUCCUCCUUAAACAAGAACGUCAGAAGGGUCCGGGAAGUUUGGAUGCAAACAUUCGGCGCCCGACACAAUGCAGGUCCCGUCAAAACAGAAAUCCGCCAAUUGCUCGUCCUUAUCAAGAAAAGGUCAUCCACGGCAAAGAAGACGAAGGGGCGGAAGGGAUACCUGAAAGAGCUACAGACGGCCUGGGAUCGCGUUGUGUCAUUCGGGAAAUUAGACCUUCCCGGAAAGUGGUCGGGCCGGCGCGCGAUACACUCGCGGAAGGUGUCGUUCACUGGACUCGCCGAUAUUGACGACCUCCUUAGGAAGGUGCGCUUGCUACCGCCCUACGUCUCCCGGUUAGAGCUCACGCCGGAGGAGAAGAGCAUUCCGAGAAUAAAACGCCGGGAGUCCUUGGAGGUCAAGUGCAGACGUGGACUAACGGUGCACGCGAGUGAUCUGAUCGACACCAUGGAAUCCAUCAUCAGAUACGCACGCCCGAAUUACUUUGAACUUGCUAGCGCCUUGUCGUUUGUGUCCGGCAGGGGUCUAGCGGAGCUUGCCGGGAAUGCUGACUUUAAACCAGGCACGCGUGGCCCCUACGAGGCAGAGGUUAAGGUGGGAACUGUGGCCCGGGUCCUGUUGUUGUGCGAGUACGACCACUUCAUCGAAGGUCUCAAAAAGUUGCGGAGCAUGAAAGACACCUCCUGUCUCACGGCCGCAGAGAUAAAUCAACGUUACAGCAAGUCAGCCAACAUUGCCGCUAGGAAACUAUUGCCGACGGAUGGUGAUCGACGCGUGUUUGGUGAUCUAAAGGUUUUACAUGCCGCGAUUUCCUAUCGGGUAUUCAAAGGACACGAUUUGGAUUUGGUAGGGUGGGUCGGGGUCGUUGUCGGUCAUUUAUCGCCAGCGUUGCAGCUGGGGGGAUUAUCGUACGAGGGAGGGGGGUAG